AUGCGUCGAGUCGGCGGCUCCAUCCGCCCCGCGUACGGUGUACCGAUAGCGGCAGCGGCAGCGGUAGCGGCGGUGAUGCCACUGCGGGGUUACCACAUGCCUGGCUGGAAGACGAAGAUCAGCACGAAGGACGCGAGGACACGAGAGCAGCGAGAGACCGACCGAAAAGCACGCCAGAUCGAGAAGCUGCCACGGCCGCAGGCCCUGCAUGAUUUUCAGUACCCGUACGAAAAAACGGUGCUGAGCGACACCAUGUUUCAGUACCCCGUUUACGAGAAUGAUCUGGACACUCCACAUCUUUUCAACCUGACGCCACCCCCAGAUUUUUUUCUGUACUGGAAUGUGUCUGACUUUGAGCGGACGUCGUACCCGCCGAUCCCUGCGGAAGAUCAUCGCCUGCUGGUGCCCCACGCCGCGUCGCCCUCAUGGAGGAAUCACCACCAACGGUCAUUAAAGUAUCUCCGCAAGCAUGAGGUGCUGCCUCACUAUGUGCCCCACGUGCACCAGGACGUGAACCUUUCUGUCGUCUUCCCAGGGACCUACGCCACGCGGGCGCGCAGGAGCGAAGAGACGGGUGAGGUGCUUCCGCCACCACCACCUGUCACCGAGCUUAACCAUCGUAACUUUUGGAUGACUGCCCACAGUGGAAACUACAUUGAGCUGACGGAUGUGCAACACCCACCUUCGAUCUUCUUUUUUGAAGCAGGUAAAGGCACCGAGUGGUACACGCUUAUUAUUGCAUCCCCUGACUACCCGUAUCGUGUGCCCGCCGAGGUGGACGGGCGAACGGAACGAGGAUUUUUCCUGAACUACAUGGUGGUGAACUUACCGGGUGGCGGGAAUGGCAUACAACCGCACGUGGCAAAUGGAAUUAUUGCAAACACGGCUGGUAUGGAGAAGAAGGGCGACGUUGUUGUGCCAUAUGUCCCGCCGCUUCCAACCGAGGAUGCGGGGACGACACGCCACAUGUGCAUGCUCUUUAAACAAUAUGAGCGCGUGAGUAGUGUGACGAAGGCCAUGGACGACACGGUGGAAGGCUUCGCUGCGCGCUGCGCUUUCCGCCUGCACACACCCCAUCGUGAAGGCGUCUCUGUUGCAGCGUCGUCAACACUCUGCGAUGUGGAUGGCGUGCUACCGCCUGACCCGAGCGCUGUGACGUUCUUUCAGACGAAGUGGGACAUUCAGGUGCAGGAGUUCUAUGAGUCCCGUGGCCUUGCGGAGCCUGCUGCUCCACCGGAUGAGGAGAUCGAGGCAAUUCUUGCGUACCACGCCAGGAAGCCAUCUGAGCUGCGUGUUUCUGCGCGUCACCGUCCCGAUGGAUCUACGAAUAUGGGUGACGAUCCAAAUUUCUGGGCUCAGUCAGAGCCAACAGUCAUGGAGAAUGGCACCAUGCAGAGUCUGUGGUCACGGAGGACAGCGCUUGGAAAGAACGGCAUUCCUGUUACCUUGCGUCGGUAG
Molecule: messenger RNA, 1458 nt
Organism: Trypanosoma grayi
Lineage: Eukaryota; Euglenozoa; Kinetoplastea; Trypanosomatida; Trypanosomatidae
Exons: 1
Coding region: 1-1458 (485 amino acids)
Source: RefSeq, a predicted model, not a curated record